This is a messenger RNA of Abrus precatorius (Indian licorice), 1419 nucleotides long. RefSeq names its product protein ROOT INITIATION DEFECTIVE 3-like. The transcript is spliced from 8 exons. Gene Ontology annotation, cellular component: nuclear pre-replicative complex. Gene Ontology annotation, molecular function: protein binding. The record is from RefSeq and is a predicted model, not a curated record. Gene Ontology annotation, biological process: rRNA processing; DNA-templated DNA replication. Lineage: Eukaryota; Viridiplantae; Streptophyta; Magnoliopsida; Fabales; Fabaceae. Bases 1 to 1419 code for a protein of 472 amino acids.
AUGGUGGGAGAAGGAGAGGCUCUGGUGGCGUGCAGUGACAAGAGCAUGAAAAUUGGGGUCAAGGUGUGGGACUUAGCCACUGGACAAAACCUUCUUCACAUUCCAACCUGUGCCUCGCCACCUUUCGGCUUCUUGUGCUUGAGAAAUCGCUUUCUCGUCGCUUCGCAAAUAAACAAACACGGCUCUGUUGGCGACGGAGCCAUUGUUGUGUGGGCCUUGAACAAGCCUCAACAGCCACUUUUGAAUUACACAGUGGAAGCUAUUGGGCCACUUUCUUGCACAGAAGAUGGCAUAUACCUUGUGGGAGGAGCUUUGUCUGGAAAUGCUUAUCUCUGGGAUGUGACCAGUGGAGAAUUGUUGAAGACUUGGAGUGCUCAUAAUAGAUCUUUAAAUUGCAUGCUAUUUUCAAAUGACAAUUCUUUUCUUAUUUCUGGUUCAGAUGAUGGUAUGAUCUGUGUUUGGUCAAUGAUUAGUCUGUUAGAUGUAGAAAAAACAGGAAGCUUGCCUUCUCCAUUACAUUGUUUGCCAGGGCACAAGUCCUCCAUAACAGGUCUUUUAACUACACCCAGUAGUUACUUCUCAAUAUUGGUAUCGAGCUCCCUUGAUGGCACAUGCAAGGUUUGGGAUUUUAUCUCAGGAAGACUUGAGCAAACUCAAAUUUAUCCUUUGGCAAUAACUUCCAUUGCCCUUCACCAUAGGGAAAGGCUCUUGUUUUACGGAACAGAAAAUGGAACAAUAAUUGUCAACAAGCUUGAUGUUGGUCUGGAAGGAGGUCCUUCCGUUGUCACAGUAGGCCAACCACUUGAAUUGAAAGGACACAAUGGAGCCAUUACUGCCUUGACCUCCACUCAGGUAGGCCUAAUUUCUGCCUCUGAAGACUGCACAGUCUGCGUAUGGGAUAUCAUCAGCUGGGAAAUCAUUCGAAGGUUCAGCCUUCAAAAAGGGAAAGUAACUAAUCUUGUGGUAGUUCCGCGAUCCUCAGUACUCUCUACAUCAAACCAACGGAGAGUCUCCAAUCAAUAUCCUAUUUCUCCACUUAACAAGUAUCCUCAGCUGAUCAACUUAUCCAAGGGAACUACCACUCUCCUUUCCUUACGUCGACUCUACAAAGAAAACCAAACUUGCAUUGAUUUGAGAAGUACUGGUUUUUCGAGACAGAAGAUUUCUGGUUCACAGAAAGCAGAUAUGCCUGUGGCCAUGACCAUACAAAUGAAAGUGGACACAGAAAUACAGAACCGUGUAUGGGCAACAAACAUGGCAAAGCACGUCAUGGUGAUAAACAAACAGUUGCAGUCACAAUUGUUGGAACUGAUACAGCGCAGAUUGUUCUGUCCAAACAACAUCAAUUUUCGAAAAACUAGUAGGAAAAAGCUCAAAAUUCAGAGUCUUGAACUGGAAGAGGAAAAUCAGAAACCUUAA